AUGUUUCCUUAUGGUGACUCAGCCGCAAGGGAUACACAGGAUGGAAACACCUUGAAAAAAAAGGUCAAACGUCGAAGAGGGGCAUGCGAGAAUUGCCGUCUUCGAAAAGUACGAUGUAGUGGUGGACAGCCAUGUGCAGCCUGCCAUUCUAGAGACGAGGAUUGUCGUUAUACUUCUUCAGCUGCGCCGUCCUCACAGUCCUGGGACGGAAAUGAACAGACCCAAGUGCCUUUUACGCUCGAAGGCGCCUCUAUGCACUUGUCAACUCCCAUUGGUGGCUCAUUGCCUGACAACUUUAGCCUGGAUAGCGUGCAUUUCAACCAGCCACAAUCUACUGCUGCUGGGACAUUCAGUCUACCUUCAGAUUGGCAGCCAGCUUGGACGCAGAACACAUUCCAGGGCCUUUCUGACACUACUAUCAACUCAGAUCUAGGCACACUCAACGUGACUGAAGAAACCUGGGAAGAUCAAAUAUCUUUGUUGAGCGAUUCAUCGCCAUCGAGGGUGGCCUGGAGCACACCGAGGCGUAUGAACUUUACGGAAAGAUUGUCAGCAUUGGAGGUUCACGACCAGGCACCACAAGCCAAUGGCGAGCUAGGCAUCGUAUCUAGUGGCCUGCCAAUUCCAUUCGAGACGGCCCAGAUUGCGAAACCCCCCACUCAAAAUGAUGAGUUGCCAAAAGCCGCUGUUGAUAUCAGCUUUUCAGUCUCAGCUUUAUUUGGCAUCCCAAAAAAGAUCUGUCAAUCACUCGAACCGUCUUCGGGUGCCAAGAUUGAAGCUUUAUUUGAGAAGGCUGUCUCCCAUGCAUCUGGUACUAGUGGUAUCAGUGCAGUUAAAUUGGGGGACACUGCUGACUUGGGGAAUAUUGAAAACCUCUCUGAAGAAUUUAUUGACGGUAUGUAG
Messenger RNA from Pestalotiopsis fici W106-1, 903 nucleotides. RefSeq lists its product as uncharacterized. The record is from RefSeq and is a predicted model, not a curated record. Gene Ontology annotation, cellular component: nucleus. Gene Ontology annotation, molecular function: zinc ion binding; sequence-specific DNA binding; DNA-binding transcription factor activity, RNA polymerase II-specific. Gene Ontology annotation, biological process: positive regulation of transcription by RNA polymerase II. Lineage: Eukaryota; Fungi; Ascomycota; Sordariomycetes; Amphisphaeriales; Sporocadaceae. The transcript has 4 exons. The coding region runs from base 1 to 903 and encodes 300 amino acids.